Penaeus vannamei (Pacific white shrimp) is the source of this 2367-nucleotide messenger RNA. RefSeq names its product Alanine-glyoxylate aminotransferase (gene Agxt). The record is from RefSeq and is a predicted model, not a curated record. Lineage: Eukaryota; Metazoa; Arthropoda; Malacostraca; Decapoda; Penaeidae. Gene Ontology annotation, molecular function: L-alanine:glyoxylate transaminase activity; L-serine:pyruvate transaminase activity. Gene Ontology annotation, cellular component: peroxisome.
UAUGCUUGUUCAGAUGUUCUGAUUAACCGCCAGCACACUUGUUCAGUUCAACACCUGCAGAACAGAAGUACAGUUGUUCUAACACGGUAUAGCAGGGUAUAUAGUGCUUAUCUCAAUCAAAUAAUUCUCCUGGAAUUGAAUACCACUACACGCUCUAGCAGCAUGUCCCUGACGAAAGCAACAUUACAGGCAGGAAUGUUGAGCAGAUUUCACAGAAGUGUAGGACAAGUCUCCCGCGGUGUGGUGGCGGCCGCGACCUGUUCCCUUACAGCCACCGCUACCACCCCAGGACCUCGGUUCUCAACAGCUGCUCCUCUCAAGAUGAAUGUACCACAGCCAGAAUGCUUACAGAAGCCCCUGAAUGUCCCGUCAAAACUCCUGAUGGGACCAGGCCCUUCCAACAGUCCUCUGCGGGUGCAUUAUGCUAUGAUGAAACCUCUUUUAGGACAUCUGCAUCCGGAGUUUACACAGAUCAUGGAUGAAGUUAAGGAAGGGCUGCGGUACAUUUUUCAAACCAAGGCAGAGGUUGUGUGCUGUGUAAGUGGCACAGGACAUGCCGGCAUGGAGACCACUAUGUGUAACCUCUUGGAACCUGGCGACGUAAUCCUCAUUGCACAGAAUGGCAUUUGGGGGGAGAGAGCGGCUGACAUGGCCAGGAGGCACGAUGCUGAUGUACGCAUUAUCGACAAGCCUGGAGAUACCUUUACCCUAGAGGAGUUAGAUGCUGCCCUUGCUCAACACAAACCUGCGGUCCUCUUUAUGGUCCAGGGAGAAUCAUCAACAGGUGUCUUGCAGCCAUUAGAGGGAGCAGGAGCUUUGUGUAGAAAACAUGGUGCCCUGCUUGCUGUAGACUGUGUUGCAUCCUUAGGGGGUGUGCCUUUUUACAUGGAUGGUUGGGAUAUUGACGUGGUCUACACAGGAACCCAGAAAGUGAUAUCUGCACCUCCUUCCAUGGCUCCAAUUGCAUUUAAUGACAGGGCAAUGGCUAAAGUACGGUCUAGGAAGACUCCUAUCAGAAGUUUCUACUCUGAUAUGACUUGGCUGGCCAAUUACUGGGGCUGUGAUGGCACACCUCGCAAAUACCAUCACACAGGCCCAAUCAGUGCUGUGUACGCUCUCCGGGAAGCUCUAGCCAUAGUCUGUGAAGAAGGCCUAGAAUCUCUGUGGUCAAGACACAAGGCUUGUGCCAAGAAGCUUCAUGAGGGUCUUGGUGCCCUUGGUCUAGAGAUGUAUGUGUCAGACCCCAACAAGAGGACUCCUACAGUGUCAACCAUCCGUGUUCCUGAAGGGGUUGAUUGGACUAGAGUCACUAAGUACUUUAUGUCAAAUUACCUAGUUGAAAUUAGUGGUGGACUUGGCCCAUCUGCGGGGAAAGUGUGGCGUGUUGGACUUAUGGGCUACAACUGUACACCUGAGAAUGUAGAUUUGGUUCUCAGGAUAAUGAAGGAGGCUCUGGCAGAUGCUACAGGCAAGUCUCAAAAGUCAAAGAUCUAGAAUAAAAACAGCAAUAGAACAGCAAGUACUUUUCCAAAGUUAUUGUGGAUACACAAGUAGCUGGUCAAGAAGCUAAAAACUUAAAACUCAUUUGUGACUUCAUAGACUUCAUGGAUACUUUGUAUUUGGUCAAGUGAUUUGCUCAAGGAUAAUUGUUGUUUCCUAUUUUUUAUUCCUAUUUUUUAUAAGAGAUAGGUGAAUUUAGACUUAAUUUUAAUUGUGCUUUAAGUCUCGCUGGUUUAGGUUUGGUUGUGCAGCUUCUUAUACAUCACAACUGUAGGGUUGGCAUGAAUGAGAAUUAAUAAAUUCCAGGUAGCAAUAUAUUAAUUUAACAUUUUCAUAUUAACUUAAUCAGAAUUGCUUCAUUUUGGUCAUGGUUUAGUAUUGAAAUGUUGAUUUCAUAGCUUGUCUUUUGAGAUUUUUAUUCAUAACUUGAUUUUGAUCACAGUUGUGAAAAUCUUGGUGACAGUUUUAUUUGUAAAUGAUAUGGCUGUUUUAUAUGCCUUUUAUAUUGUGAAUAUAGACUUUAACCAUUCCAAUAGAAAUUCAACUUCAUAGUUGAAUUUAAUGUUUUUUCUAGUUUUUAUUUGAUAUAUUUGAAUGAAAUUGGCAGCUGAUAAUGUCAAGAGAACUUUAUCAGAGAACCUAUAUUUUUGGAGAAAUGUUAAGUAGUUACAGAGUCUAUUUUUAAUACAUUCCCUAAGCCUUGUUCUCUUCUGUUUAAAUUACUUAAAGUCCAGUUUUGUGGACAUUUCAUUUAUAUCAGUUUUAAGAAUUAGAAUUUUAUUGUUGAAACUAUUGUUGUACGCAUUUCGGUCACCCAUGAAAAUGCUCAUUAUUGAGAUUAUGCUAAUAAAAGUUCUGAGACUCUUA